GGCCCCCCUCUCUCGGCCCGGCCAUCUUGUGGGAAGAGCUGAAGCAGGCGCAUUUUGGCUCGGCGCGGCCCGCUGCAAUCCGUGGAGGAACGCGCCGCCGAGCCACCAUCAUGCCUGGGCACUUACAGGAAGGCUUCGGCUGCGUGGUCACCAACCGAUUCGACCAGUUAUUUGACGACGAGUCGGAUCCCUUCGAGGUGUUAAAGGCGGCAGAGAACAAGAAAAAAGAAGCCGGUGGGGGCGGCGUUGGGGGCCCGGGGGCCAAGAGCGCAGCUCAGGCCGCAGCCCAGACCAACUCCAACGCGGCAGGCAAACAGCUGCGUAAAGAGUCCCAGAAAGACCGUAAGAACCCACUGCCCCCCAAUGCUAGCGUGGCUGACAAGAAAGAGGAGACGCAGCCGCCCGUGGCGCUUAAGAAAGAAGGAAUAAGACGUGUUGGAAGAAGACCGGAUCAGCAACUUCAGGGUGAAGGGAAAAUAAUUGAUAGACGACCAGAAAGGCGGCCACCUCGGGAAAGGCGAUUUGAAAAACCACUUGAAGAAAAGGGUGAAGGUGGAGAGUUUUCAGUUGAUAGACCAAUUAUUGACCGGCCUAUUCGAGGUCGUGGUGGUCUUGGAAGAGGUCGAGGAGGCCGUGGACGUGGAAUGGGACGAGGAGAUGGAUUUGAUUCCCGUGGCAAACGUGAAUUUGAUAGGCAUAGUGGGAGUGAUAGAUCUGGCCUGAAACAUGAAGACAAGCGUGGAGGUAGCGGAUCUCACAACUGGGGAACUGUCAAAGAUGAAUUAACUGACUUGGAUCAAUCAAAUGUGACUGAGGAAACACCUGAAGGUGAAGAACAUCCAGUGGCCGACACUGAAAAUAAGGAGAAUGAAGUUGAAGAGGUAAAGGAAGAGGGUCCAAAAGAGAUGACAUUGGAUGAAUGGAAGGCUAUUCAAAAUAAAGACCGGGCAAAAGUAGAAUUUAAUAUCCGAAAACCAAAUGAAGGUGCUGAUGGACAGUGGAAGAAGGGAUUUGUUCUUCAUAAGUCAAAGAGUGAAGAGGCUCAUGCUGAAGAUUCGGUUAUGGACCAUCAUUUCCGGAAGCCAGCAAAUGAUAUAACGUCUCAGCUGGAGAUUAAUUUUGGAGACCUUGGCCACCCAGGACAUGGUGGCAGGGGAGGAAGAGGUGGACGUGGGCGUGGUGGGCGUCCCAAUCGUGGCAGCAGGACUGACAAGUCAAGUGCUUCUGCUCCUGAUGUAGAUGACCCAGAGGCAUUUCCAGCUCUGGCUUAACUGGAUAUGCCAUAAGACAACCCUGGUUCCAUCGUGGACCCUCCUCUCUGAGGCUUUGCAUGCUUAAGGAUCCCAAACGACGAAGAAAUUUAAAAAAAAAAAAAAGAAAAAGACUGUCAUUCAUACCAUUCACACCUAAAGACUGAAUUUUAUCUGUUUUGAAAAAUGAACUUCUCUCGCUACACAGAAGUAACAAAUAUGGUAGUCAGUUUUGUAUUUAGAAAUGUAUUGGUAGCAGGGAUGUUUUCAUAAUUUUCAGAGAUUAUGCAUUCUUCAUGAAUACUUUUGUAUUGCUGCUUGCAAAUAUGCAUUUCCAAACUUGAAAUAUAGGUGUGAACAGUGUGUACCAGUUUAAAGCUUUCACUUCAUUUGUGUUUUUUAAUUAAGGAUUUAGAUGUUCCCCCCAAUUACAAAGUGGUUUUAAAUAUUGGACAUAGUAUUGGUUUUAAUACCUGCUUUGCAUUUUCACACAUGGUCAGCUGGGACAUGUAAACUUGAUUUGUCAAAUUUUUAUGCUGUGUGGAAUACUAACUACUUUAUGUAUUUUAACUUAGUUUUAAUAUUUUCAUUUGGGGGGGAAAUAUUUUCAAUUCUCAUGGUAGCUGUUAUAUAUGCUAAAUCUUUAUAUACAAAAAUAUCAGUACUUGAACAAAUUCAAAGCACAUUGGUUUAUUAACCCUUGCUCCUGCAGUUAUGCAUGGUUCAUUAGGUUCAAAGUAUACUUGAUUCACAAUUUCAACUAUAUGACUUGCCCAUUUUAAAAACCAAACUAGACACAUUACUGGUGAAAGUUGUGUAAGCUUAAUUGUUGAAAGACAAAUCCUGUCAAGUGAAGUAAUUACAUGGUUGUGGGGUGUUUUUUUUCCCCUUCCAUCAGUGUAGGUGGAAUAGGUUGAUAUGGCUAAUGCAUACUAUGUAAACUAUUCCUGUAAAAUAA
Messenger RNA from Chrysochloris asiatica (Cape golden mole), 2208 nucleotides. RefSeq names its product SERPINE1 mRNA binding protein 1 (gene SERBP1). Gene Ontology annotation, molecular function: mRNA 3'-UTR binding. Lineage: Eukaryota; Metazoa; Chordata; Mammalia; Afrosoricida; Chrysochloridae. The transcript is spliced from 8 exons. The coding region runs from base 111 to 1271 and encodes 386 amino acids. Gene Ontology annotation, cellular component: cytoplasm; nucleus. The record is from RefSeq and is a predicted model, not a curated record.